AUGACAUUCACGAUACCCCAAAUCCCCAUCAAUGCAGUCCCAGUUACCAAAAGCCUCCCAAAUCAAGGCAAAGAACGAAAGGUCCCAAGCACAACUCAACUCCUACACCAUAGCCAUGUCACCACAGAAUUUGAUCCCUUGAGAUUUGAAGCUGCGGCAGCAUUGCAACUGGAAUUGCCACUCGAAAGAGAAUACCCAGAUACAGAAACAGACACACGACUCAUUGCAUCGCCUUACAACAGCGUCCCUCAUCUGCUGGACAUUUCCGAGCUUGAACAACAAGACCGGCUAUUCGCACUUGCAUUGGCAUAUCUAAAACCUAUUCGUGAUGACUAUGCUACCGCUGAAUACACGGAAUCAUUCAAUUGGACCGAUGUAUUUGAUUCGUUGAGGACUUUCUCACAGGCCGAGGGCCACACGUGGACAUCGCAGUCGUAUUAUGUUGUUAUUUUCCGGUCUAUAUUGUUGCCAGAUAUCGACUCGGAGCGGCUUUACGAUCUGGAUGCGCAUUCUCACCAGGAGGCUGUUGCCAGUGGGGGGUUGUUGAAGUAUUGGUUUGGGGCGAAGAAUGAUCAGUAUCGGAAUUUGGCUACUUGCAUUUGGCGCAGUCGAAACGAUGCAAGACUUGGUGGGAGAGGGCCUUGGCAUGCGCAAGCUAUGGCGGCUGCUUCAGUGAUGUAUGAGCAGAUUCGGUUCACUACGCUCAGGUUAGAUAUUGAAGAUGGUGUACAGUCUUGGAAGUUGAGUGAUUGGAAAGAAGAUAUGGCAUAA
Penicillium griseofulvum is the source of this 771-nucleotide messenger RNA. RefSeq lists its product as uncharacterized. Bases 1 to 771 code for a protein of 256 amino acids. The record is from RefSeq and is a predicted model, not a curated record. The transcript has 2 exons. Lineage: Eukaryota; Fungi; Ascomycota; Eurotiomycetes; Eurotiales; Aspergillaceae.